AAAUUAGAAAGAGCAAUUGGAAACAAUAAGAGUCUUUAUAAUAGUACUUACCUUUACGAAAGAUAUCAUGACAGUACAUUUGAAACAUGUGCGGUAGAGUUCCUUGUGGCUUAGUCCUUCUAAGGUGGCGGUUGUGGAUAAGGCCAGUUAUUGUCACUGCUUACUUCUUAAUAAUAAUUAUAUUAGUGCCUUUGUUAAUAAUAAAUUGUAUUCAUAAUGGAUUCAUUAAGAGAAACCAGGAAGUUUUUCUUGCUGGGGUCUUCGUUAUCAUGGCACUACCGAUAUCAAUAUGGCAAAUUGCACAACAUAUUGUACAUUACACCCAACCAUGUUUGCAAAAGCAUAUAAUAAGAAUAUUGUGGAUGGUGCCCAUUUAUGUAAUUAAUGCAUGGGUUGGAUUGAUAUUCCCUGAACAAUCAAUUUAUAUGGACAGUGUACGAGAAUGUUAUGAAGCAUAUGUUAUUUAUAAUUUUAUGGGAUAUUUAUUAAGUUACUUGACAUUGCAAACACCAGACUGGGAAGAGUCACUCCGACACAAAUCUCAAGUUUUUCAUAUAUUUCCUUUGUGCUGCCUAUCGCCGUGGAAAAUGGGAAGCGAAUUAGUUCACAUGUGCAAACAUGGGAUUCUUCAGUAUACUGUUGUACGUCCUUUGACUACUUUCAUAUCUGUAAUUAGCCAUAUCUUUGGAGUAUAUGGAGAAGGCGAUUUUAGAUUUUCGGUUGCUUUUCCGUACAUGGUUAUUACCAACAAUAUUUCUCAAUUUGUUGCUAUGUAUUGUUUGGUUUUAUUCUAUAGAGCCAAUAGAGAAGAACUCAGGCCAAUGAAACCUUUAGGAAAGUUUCUUUGCAUUAAAGCUGUGGUUUUUUUUUCAUUUUUCCAAGGAGUUCUAAUUAAUAUUCUUGUAUAUUGUAAAGUAAUUAAGACAGCAUUUAAAAUUACGGAUCAUGAAGAUGUUCAAAUCUUAUCGUCUAAACUGCAGGAUUUUCUCUUGUGUAUUGAAAUGUUUGUGGCGGCUAUUGCUCAUCACUAUAGUUUCUCUUAUCUCCCGUUUGUGGAUUCGUCAUUAUCAUCAUCCGGUGGCUGCUUCAGUGCGUUUCUUGCUAUGUGGGAUGUGUCCGAUGUUCAUCGUGAUGUAUCAGAACAUAUCGGGGUUCUUGGCAAUUCUUUGAGCAGAAGAUUUUGGUGUCCAAGUAUGUAUCGGAUUGGAGAUGGCCAUGAGCAUGAAGUUUUGAUUCGAACAGAGCAAAGUAUUGGCGAAGCGGAUACACAGCGACAAACAGUUGGACUAUACGGAAGUAUGCAUACAGAAAAUUCUAACCAUGAAUUUUCUAAUUCCCAAUUCCAGUAUUCUAGCGAAUUGGAAGUGUGA
Ctenocephalides felis (cat flea) is the source of this 1370-nucleotide messenger RNA. Its product is annotated as transmembrane protein 184C. The coding region runs from base 87 to 1370 and encodes 427 amino acids. The record is from RefSeq and is a predicted model, not a curated record. Gene Ontology annotation, biological process: transport. Lineage: Eukaryota; Metazoa; Arthropoda; Insecta; Siphonaptera; Pulicidae. The transcript has 8 exons. Gene Ontology annotation, molecular function: transporter activity.